Messenger RNA from Myripristis murdjan (pinecone soldierfish), 2375 nucleotides. RefSeq names its product ectonucleoside triphosphate diphosphohydrolase 5b (gene entpd5b). NCBI's taxonomy places the organism in Eukaryota, Metazoa, Chordata, Actinopteri, Holocentriformes, Holocentridae. The coding region runs from base 131 to 1429 and encodes 432 amino acids. Gene Ontology annotation, molecular function: hydrolase activity. The transcript has 14 exons. The record is from RefSeq and is a predicted model, not a curated record.
CACUCAUCGACGUCAUGACGUUUACCUUGAAGUUGGCUGUUGGUGAAACCGGCACGCUCCUGUCUCUGGACAUGGGAUGACGUCACGUGCACUCAGCUGUGCAGCGGCCAGGCGGACACCAUGAGUGAAGAUGAAGCCCGCCGUGUCUGUGCUGCUGCUGGUCCUGCUGGCUGUGGCAGGGCUGAGCCGUGCCCAGGUCAAGACUUCCCUUCUGGACCUGGCCAACAGCAUAGGGAGCGUCCUGCCCAGUCUGAGCCGCCCGGCCAACUCCAGCCGCAUCUUCUACGGGGUGAUGUUUGAUGCAGGGAGCACAGGGACACGCAUCCACGUCUACACCUUCAUACAGAGUGACUCAGCAGAUCUGCCUGUUUUGGACAAUGAGAUGUUCCAUUCCAUAAAGCCUGGAUUGUCAGCAUAUUCUGACUCACCAGAAAUGGCUGGACACACAGUGAGGAUGUUGCUGAAGGUGGCCAAGAAGACCGUGCCUCGUCUGGAGUGGAAGAGGACCCCGGUGGUCCUCAGGGCCACAGCUGGACUCAGGCUGCUGCCCCCAGAGAAAGCCCAGGCUCUGCUCGCCCAGGUUCAAGAUGCGUUUGACGAAUCUCCAUUUUUAGUCCCGAAUAACAGCGUCAGCAUAAUGAAUGGUACAAAUGAAGGAAUCCUGGCUUGGGUGACAGUGAAUUUUCUCACAGGUCACCUGAAUGCGCAAAUCAAGAACACAGUGGGAAUCUUGGAUUUGGGUGGAGGAUCUACGCAGAUCACUUUCCUGCCAAAAUUGAGGAAAACCAUUGAAAGCGCUCCUGGUCCUGAUUACAUUGCCAGAUUUGACAUGUUCAAUUCAACAUAUGAAUUGUACACUCACAGUUACCUUGGGAACGGGCUGAUGGCAGCACGACUGGCCACAUUGGGGGCUUUGGGUGCAGAAGGGUUGGAGUGGCGGGUUUUCAGGAGCUCCUGCCUGCCUAAGAAAUUCAGGGAUGAAUGGAGCUUUGGAGGGCUCACCUAUCAAGUCAGUGGGAUCCCGGAUGGUUAUGCUGGAUACAAGCUUUGUUAUCAGGAGGUACUUAAGGUUGUGAAGGGGAUUAUCCAUCAGCCGUACGAGCUCAAAGACAGCAACAUUUUCUAUGCAUUCUCCUAUUACUUCGACAGAGCUGUGGAUGCAGGCCUUAUCGAUGGAGCCCAAGGUGGACUGCUGCAGGUCAGAGACUUCAAGAAGCGAGCUAAAGAGGUGUGCAACAAGAUGACCAAGUACCGUCCAGUUAGUCCUUUUUUAUGUAUGGACAUGACCUACAUCACUUGUCUGCUCAAGGAUGGCUUUGGCUUCAAGGAGAACACUAUGCUGCAGUUGACCAAGAAAGUGAACAACGUGGAGGCCAGCUGGGCUUUAGGCGCCACGUUCGACCACUUCCGCAACCUGAAGAUCCACUGAGGAGUGAAUACUGCUGACUUAAGUGCUGCUCAAUAAGAAACGCACAGAGUAUUGUUCACUGCCUUAUCUCAUCACUCAAAAAAUUUGCUGUUUGUUUCAAAAGGUUGUAGCUAACCUCAUGAAUGAUUCUUGUUUUUUAAUUAAUUAUUCUCAAGUGUUAAUAUAUUGAACUGCAAACAAAUACCUAGGGCUGGGCGAUAUGGAUAGAAACAAGUGACAUCUUUCAGUGAAUACCUCAAUAUCGACAUGGUAAGGAUGACUAAUGGUGCCUUAAGAUAUUUACACAAAAGAUUUUUGACAAUCAUUAAUAAUGCAGAUAUUAUGACAGCAGGUAGAAGCAAACUAUAGAACAGCUAUAGCAGCCUAAUAAGUUCAGAAAAUCACACCCUUCAUUGAAAUGUAGCUUUUUAAAAGUAGGAAAACCUGUUUGCUCUCAUAUUGCAAUAUGGAUAUAUCGCCCAGCCCUAAGAGCAGCUUGCACCAGCUGAAACACUGGAACUGUUACCAAUAACAUAUUCUGUCAGUGUAGCUGCCAGCAUUACUGCAUACACAAUUGUUUGACACAAAGAUUUGUUGUGCUGUGCUACAGCCCUGCGUGCCAGAGUGUCCCAUAGUUGACGCUGACGCUGUGAUCAACAUUGGAGCGCAGGCCUGGCCCGUCAGGCUAGUUGUGCUGUGCAAGACAAGUGUGUCCAUGCAGCGGUGUGAUAGGCUGUGCCUUAGCAGUUCUCUUAUUGUCAUGUUUGUGUUAGUAGAGUGUAGAGGGGAAAACAUGUCUGGUAGAUUCCAAAUUGAAUAUAGUUUUGUCAAUUAUUUUGUCAGCCACUGAACUUCUGGGUAAGGAUAAAUGGCACUCGUUUUGCAUGAGGCAACCUCAAACUUGCAUUACACUGGAAAUGCAGGUAACAAUGUGCGGUCAUACUGUCAUAAAAGUUAUUUUUUGUUA